This is a messenger RNA of Chilo suppressalis (striped riceborer), 2673 nucleotides long. The record is from the annotation of a GenBank genome assembly. NCBI's taxonomy places the organism in Eukaryota, Metazoa, Arthropoda, Insecta, Lepidoptera, Crambidae.
GCCUUGAGAUCCAAACGCGGUGGUAGUUGGAACUUGUGUUAUAGCUUGCCUGUCAGUCACGCACGGCCCUUCGCCGCUAACGUCUAGUAAAAGUGAUAAACUUUAUAAAAAUUGGGUAUUGUUUAAAAUUCUCUUUCGUAGACGUAGCAAAUCAAGCAAUUCGUCAAAUAAAACAGGUAUAAAAACUUUCCAUGCAAUGUUAUGAGUGAUAUCCAAACAACAUCAGCUGUGCGAGAAGGCAGGCUUUUUACAAUAUUGGGUUUAGUGAUGGCUACGUGUAAAGAUGCCAUUGAAGAAGAGCUCUGCGCCCUCCCCCAACGCUACAAAAAAGACUUCCGCACCGCGCUACCUCAGAUCAUAGCAGUGAGCGUCAAGAACUUAUUGCUUCUAGGGUAUGGCAUGACUCUGGGCUUCCCUACUAUUCUGAUACCUUCAGUGCAAAAUCCAGUGGAUGGCGAAGUGUUGCAUUUGCAUAAAUCGGAGUUAUCAUGGAUAAGUUCUAUAAACUUAGUGGUAGUCCCAUUGGGAUGCGCUCUGUCAGGAGUUGUGACCACGCCUUUGGGACGCCGGAGGGCGAUGCAGUUAGUGAACUUGCCCUUCUUCAUAGCGUGGCUGAUCUUCCACUUUUCAACGGUGACGUCACACCUGUACGGUGCCCUGUUCCUCACUGGGCUAGCGGGUGGACUUUUAGAAGCACCUGUGCUGACGUACGUGGCGGAGAUCACGCAGCCGCACUUGCGCGGGGCCCUAACCGCCACCAGCACCAUGGCCAUCAUCCUGGGCGUCUUCACGCAGUUCCUCUUUGGCACCCUGAUGUAUUGGCGGACUGUCGCUUUGGUUAACAUUACAUUCACGGUAUUGGCAGUGGUCGCAUUAUUCUUCGUGCCUGAGUCUCCGCAUUGGUUAGUUUCAAAAAAACAAAUUGACGACGCCAGAAAGAGUUUACAAUGGCUCCGAGGGUGGACAAAUGCACAGUCAGUUGAAGCCGAGUUAAAAGACAUUCAAACUUUCUACAAAACGAAAAUAGCGGAAGAGGACGGCAUAGACGAGUCAUUUUCGGAAAAGGUGUCGAAUUACAUGUCGAGGAGUUUCCUGAUACCUUUCACUCUCGUCUGCUACAGUUUUUUUGUUGGACACUUCAGCGGUAUGACCACAUUACAGACAUAUGCAGUAUCGAUUUUUCAAAUGUUGGAAGCGCCCAUCGACAAAUAUUAUGCGACUCUCAUACUCGGCGUCCUGCAGAUGGUAGGGACUGGCUUCUGUGUUGUGCUGGUACACUACACAGGGAAGAGACCGCUAACAUUGUUCUCUACGGCAGGCGCUACGGUGUGCUGCCUACUCGUAGCAGGCUAUGAUGGAUACAUGAAGAUGGUUCGUAGCAGUAGCCAAUGUAUUUUUCUGUGCUCUGUGUACGAGCCACCGCAAGUUUCUGGGCCAGCUAAUGCAACAUUCACUGUGGGAGACGUAAAUUCAGUAACGGAAAAUACCUAUGUUUGGAUGCCGACCACACUGUUAAUGUUGCUGGCACUUAUCACGCACACGGGCAUCAGGUUAUUACCUUGGAUUUUAAUCGGAGAGGUGUUCAGUGCCAAAACUCGAUCCGGCAGUGCUGGCUUGGCGAGUGCAGUGGGUUAUAUACUCGGUUUCCUCACGAACAAGAUGUAUAUAAGCAUGGUGGACUCUCUUUCUAUAUGGGGUACAUACGGAUUUUACUGUAUAGUGAGUUUCACAGGCUGCAUAGCAUUUUAUUUCAUAUUGCCUGAAACAGAAGGAAAAACAUUGAAAGACAUAGAAAACCACUUCGCUGGAGUAAAAAAACUAACAAAUGAAGUUUACAGAUCUAAGAGGAAACAAAAAGCUGAUAUAUCAAGAUUGCAUGAAUUAAAAGGAUCGUCUAAUCCCACAUUUGAAGAUGACAAAUGUUAAAUUCAUACCUAGCCAAAAUGGUCAAUAAAUCAGAUAAAUGUUGACGUUGAUAUGUUACAAUGACAUGACAAACAAGUACACCUAGUAGAGAUAUUAUAAUAUGCUUUAAAAAGUAACCUGAUUACGCUAACAGGAAAAUAAAUUAUAUUAUUGGAAUCAAAUAGAUGAAAUCCAAUGCAUUUUAUAUUUUUUUAUCCAAUUUAACGAAAUUUAGAAUAAAUAUAAAGGGGACCUUGUAAAUAAGGAUAGAGGCUAUUUAGGACAUGAAAUUUAUUCUUACUUGAAGUUAAUGUGAAAAUGUACAAAAAAUUGUAUGGUAAAUUCAUUUAUUCGAUUCAGAAAAAGGCGCAUGCAUUAGCUAGCGAUAAUGUUAACGCAAAAGUUCCAAGUUAAUCCUGAAUUAUAUAGUUCAAAGUAGUGAGAUGAUUACGAUGUAGGUUUUAAUUGUUUCAAUCGCUUUUUUUUUUGUAUAAAAUUAUGUAAACCUUUACCACGAUAUAUUUAGAACACCAUUAGUAUUAUUGUGAUAUAAUACCAAAUAAAGCUGACGUCAACCUUAUUUGUACACACCGGUGCCUUCACUUCAAGCAGUGUCAAGUAUCAACUUAGUAAUUCCGUGAUAAAAAUUUGCAGUACCAGUGGUGAUAUUCAUGAUAAAUGAACUGUAAAUAUUACGUAUGCAAGCAUCCUUUGUAACCUUGGUAAACCUCCUUUGGAAGACGGCACAGUGUUUUAUGGAACCAAAAA